UACUUCAUAUCAAGGAAUAUUUUAUAUAGGAAAACUGUGACUCCGACAGUGAAUGUGUCGUUUCAGUCAAGCCUUAGUCCGAUAGAACACUUCAGAAUGUCAGAGAAGACUAAGUUGACCGAUAGUGGCGUCGUCAUGGAUCCGUCUGCGGCGUUUAAUCUAUAUAUCGGAUCGAGCACAAAUUCAAAUACUCGACAACACGCCCAUGAUGCGCAUGCCCAGCAAAUCACAAGACAACAGGUGGCACUAAAGAAGUACAAGAAGUGUGCAACUGCGUCAGUUACAUUGGCUGUACUGGCUUUUCUAGUUUUAGCCAUCGCUGUCUUGCUGGAAAUCUUGGUCCGGUUGUCGGUGUUAGAAUCUUCUCCUGGUAUUGACACCAUCACAUACAUCGCCUUUGGCCUUGCCAUAAUGUUCUUCCUCCUCGCCGCCUUCGUUGACUGCUGUACGACAAACCGCUUCAAACGUCUGAAAAAGUGA
Saccoglossus kowalevskii is the source of this 480-nucleotide messenger RNA. RefSeq lists its product as uncharacterized. The record is from RefSeq and is a predicted model, not a curated record. NCBI's taxonomy places the organism in Eukaryota, Metazoa, Hemichordata, Enteropneusta, Harrimaniidae.